Molecule: messenger RNA, 1440 nt
Organism: Trypanosoma rangeli
Lineage: Eukaryota; Euglenozoa; Kinetoplastea; Trypanosomatida; Trypanosomatidae
Product: trans-sialidase
Exons: 1
Coding region: 1-1440 (479 amino acids)
Molecular function (GO): exo-alpha-sialidase activity
Source: RefSeq, a predicted model, not a curated record
AUGUUUUUUCUGUCGUUAACUGGUCGCUUCGACCUUGUUACCACAACCAUUGAGGAAAAGACUGUUCUGCUGUACACCCAAGUGGUGUUCAUUGGCAAUAUACAAGGAGGCAUCAACAAACCGGGCGAUGUUCGCAGCGUAAUUCACCUCUGGCUCUCUGAUGGGACUCGGACCUUGGACAUUGGGCCAAUAUCUGCUGAUGAUGCAGGAUUAUCCUUCAGCACGCUGUUGCACGCAAAAGGUGAGUUGUUUGCCCUUUACUCGAAGGAAGGUGAGCGUGGAGGGCUAGGCAGUCUUGUUUUUAAGCCUCUCACGGAGCAGCUGCGGCACAUCAAGACCGUAUUGAGUAAAUGGAAGGAAGUGGAUGACAGGGUCUCAAAGCUUUGCGGCUCCACUACCACCGCUGCAAUGAAGGAUGGCGCAGAAGGUGCCGGCUGUGUCGGUCCUCUGCCAACGGUCGGGCUGGUUGGAUUUUUGUCUAACAAUGCCAACACCACUCACUGGAAUGACGAGUACUUUGGGGUGAACGCCACGGUGUCUACGGGGAUGACGAAGGUUGAGAAUGGCUUUCAGCUGGCAGGGCGUGGUGCACGGAUUGCGUGGCCAGUUGGCAGACAAGGGCCCAAUUCAGUGCGCAGUUAUGUGGGUGAGGAGCUGACGCUUGUGGCGACGGUGACCAUUGACAAGGUUCCAGAGUGCGCCACUCCGUUGCUGGGCGUGAGCAUGCAUGGUUUUCCAGCCGGGAAACAUCUCGUGCUGUGGUACGACGAGCGUCAACACUGGAAGACGAGGCUCGGGGAAGAAGGGAAUGCAUCAGAGGUUGCCUGGGAGGUGGGGACGGCAUACCGAGUGGCGCUCACGGUGCAGGAAGGCGGCGGCUCGGCGUACGUUGACGGGCAGCUUGUGGGGAGUUUGGAGGCGAAUCGUCCAUCUGAUUCGUUACGUCCGCCUCCGCCACCGCCUCCGCCUGUGCCUGGAAAGGUUGGGCCGAGAAUACGAUCUGAACUGGUCUCAGACAUCGUCUUUGGGGGUUACGAUGAAGACACCGAGAAAGACGCGGAGAGCCACGUGACGGUGACGAACGUCUUGCUGUACAAUCGCUGCUUCAACGGCAGUGAGAUUGAGGCACUGAUGAGGAGGAAAGAGAGCGGGGCGGCGACGGAAGUGGAACAACUGCCCCCGCCCACUGCAUCCCCCGGCACUGACCAGACGGGCUUAAUGCACGGCACGACUGACAGUUCCGCAGGAGAAGAUGCUGGACCACGCGAUGCACCGGCGCCAGGCCCGAGCAACGCCUCCGCCCCACAUGCCAAGAGGGUUUCGGAGGCAGCGCCAAAGGAGGUUGGUGGCGGCGACGGCUCUGUGCGUGGGCAUCUGUCUGGGGCGUUGUUGCCGCUGCUUCUGCUGCUUGGGCUGUGGGGCUUCUCCGCGCUUUUCUGA